Trichosurus vulpecula (common brushtail) is the source of this 5586-nucleotide messenger RNA. It is a transcript of the gene ANK1, whose product is annotated as ankyrin 1. The record is from RefSeq and is a predicted model, not a curated record. Gene Ontology annotation, biological process: signal transduction. NCBI's taxonomy places the organism in Eukaryota, Metazoa, Chordata, Mammalia, Diprotodontia, Phalangeridae. Bases 1 to 5586 code for a protein of 1861 amino acids. The transcript has 37 exons. Gene Ontology annotation, molecular function: protein binding.
AUGGGCACUGCUGGCGGUAGCAUUGGGCUGUCCCUCCGAGCUUCUCAUCCCCGGGAGCAGACCUUCUCUGCAGCUCCUACAGACAGCAAGCAGCAUGAUGCACUUGAUCUGACUAUGUUCUAUCCUUUUCAGAAUGGGUUGAAUGGUUUACAUCUGGCUUCUAAAGAAGGCCACGUGAAAAUGGUGGUUGAGCUUCUGCACAAGGAAAUCGUUUUAGAAACCACAACGAAGAAAGGGAACACAGCCUUGCACAUUGCUGCCCUAGCAGGUCAAGAUGAAGUGGUCCGGGAACUCGUCAACUACGGAGCUAAUGUCAACGCACAGUCUCAGAAAGGCUUUACGCCCCUCUACAUGGCAGCACAGGAAAAUCACUUGGAAGUUGUUAAGUUUCUGCUGGAAAAUGGAGCAAAUCAGAACGUCGCUACGGAAGAUGGCUUCACACCAUUGGCCGUGGCACUGCAGCAGGGCCAUGAGAAUGUGGUGGCUCACCUGAUCAACUAUGGGACGAAGGGAAAGGUGCGUCUGCCAGCCCUUCACAUCGCAGCCCGGAACGAUGACACAAGAACCGCAGCUGUCCUGCUCCAGAAUGACCCAAAUGCAGAUGUACUGUCCAAGACAGGAUUCACCCCGCUCCACAUAGCAGCCCACUAUGAGAACCUCAAUGUGGCCCAAUUACUGCUAAACCGGGGCGCCAGUGUCAACUUUACUCCACAGAAUGGCAUCACUCCCCUGCAUAUUGCUUCUCGCAGAGGGAAUGUGAUCAUGGUACGACUCCUGCUGGAUCGUGGGGCUGAGAUAGAAACGAGGACCAAGGAUGAAUUGACUCCUCUCCACUGUGCAGCUAGAAAUGGGCAUGUGCGAAUCUCAGAGCUCCUGCUGGACCACGGGGCACCCAUCCAGGCCAAAACCAAGAAUGGCUUGUCCCCCAUCCACAUGGCAGCUCAGGGUGACCAUCUAGAUUGUGUGCGGCUCCUGCUACAGUACAAUGCAGAAAUAGACGACAUCACCCUGGACCACCUGACGCCUCUCCACGUAGCGGCCCACUGUGGCCACCAUAGAGUGGCCAAGGUGCUUUUGGACAAAGGGGCCAAACCCAACUCCAGAGCCCUGAAUGGCUUCACGCCCUUACACAUCGCCUGUAAGAAGAAUCACAUCCGCGUGAUGGAGUUGCUGCUGAAGACGGGAGCUUCCAUAGAUGCAGUCACUGAGUCUGGACUGACCCCACUCCAUGUAGCGUCCUUCAUGGGGCACCUUCCCAUUGUGAAGAAUCUUCUUCAGCGGGGAGCAUCACCUAAUGUCUCCAAUGUGAAAGUGGAGACACCACUACAUAUGGCAGCCAGAGCUGGGCACACAGAAGUAGCCAAAUAUUUACUCCAGAACAAAGCCAAAGUUAAUGCCAAGGCCAAGGAUGACCAGACCCCACUUCACUGUGCAGCUCGCAUCGGGCAUACAAAUAUGGUGAAGCUUCUCCUGGAAAACAAUGCCAACCCCAACCUCGCCACGACUGCUGGACACACCCCUCUGCACAUCACAGCACGAGAGGGCCAUGUGGAAACAGCCCUGGCACUACUAGAAAAGGAAGCUUCCCAGGCUUGCAUGACCAAGAAAGGAUUUACCCCUCUCCAUGUUGCUGCUAAAUAUGGAAAGGUAAACGUGGCCGAGCUACUGCUGGAAAGGGACGCCCAUCCAAAUGCAGCUGGAAAAAAUGGCCUCACCCCUCUCCAUGUGGCUGUCCAUCACAAUAACCUGGAGAUUGUGAAACUUCUCCUGCCUCGAGGAGGCUCUCCACACAGCCCUGCUUGGAAUGGCUACACCCCUCUACACAUCGCUGCCAAACAGAACCAGAUGGAGCUUGCCAGCAACUUGCUACAAUAUGGGGGGUCUGCAAAUGCAGAAUCAGUACAAGGUGUGACACCCCUUCACCUUGCAGCUCAAGAGGGUCAUGCGGAAAUGGUUGCUCUGCUUCUCUCGAAACAAGCUAAUGGCAACCUCGGGAACAAGAGCGGCCUCACUCCUCUCCAUCUGGUGGCUCAAGAGGGCCACGUGGCGGUAGCUGACGUGCUCAUCAAACAGGGCGUCACAGUGGACGCCACCACUCGGAUGGGCUAUACCCCAUUACAUGUGGCCAGCCAUUAUGGAAAUAUCAAGCUGGUAAAGUUCCUGCUACAACACCAGGCAGAUGUCAAUGCAAAGACCAAGCUAGGAUACACUCCUUUGCACCAGGCAGCUCAGCAAGGACAUACGGAUAUUGUGACCCUGCUGCUGAAGAACGGUGCUUCCCCCAAUGAAGUCAGCUCGAAUGGAACUACUCCUUUGGCUAUUGCCAAACGCCUCGGCUACAUUUCUGUGACCGAUGUGCUGAAAAUUGUGACAGAUGAAACUGGUGUUGUGUUAGUCAGCGACAAGCACCGAAUGAGCUUCCCAGAGACAGUGGACGAGAUUCUGGAUGUCUCUGAAGAUGAAGGAGAGGACCUUGUGGGCUCCAAACCUGAAAGGCAGGAUUCCAGAGAUGCAGAUGAAGAGAAGGAACUCCUUGACUUUGUGCCCAAGCUAGAUCAAGUGGUGGAAUCUCCAGCCAUUCCCAGGAUUCCAUGUGUCACCCCUGAGACUGUGGUGAUCAGAGCGGAGGAGCCAGAACAGGCAUCUAAAGAAUUUGAUGAAGAUUCAUUAAUUCCCAGCAGCCCAGCAACAGAGACCUCAGAUAAUAUUAGUCCUGUAGCCAGCCCAGUACAUACAGGCUUCCUGGUGAGCUUCAUGGUUGAUGCCCGUGGGGGCUCCAUGAGAGGAAGUCGGCACAAUGGCCUGAGAGUCAUCAUCCCGCCCCGGGCAUGUGCAGCGCCCACUCGCAUCACUUGCCGCCUGGUCAAACCCCAGAAGUUGAGCACGCCACCACCCCUGGCUGAGGAAGAGGGCCUGGCCAGCAGGAUCAUUGCGCUGGGGCCAACGGGGGCCCAGUUCCUAAGCCCCGUGAUUGUGGAAAUCCCCCACUUUGCCUCCCAUGGUCGAGGAGACCGAGAGCUGGUGGUGCUUCGGAGUGAGAAUGGCUCCAUGUGGAAGGAGCAUCGGAGCCGCUACGGAGAAAGCUACCUCGACCAAGCCCUCAACGGGAUGGAUGAAGGUAACUGGGGGCCCAGCAUCAAGUACAGAGCCAGUGAACUGGAGAGCUUGGAGGAGCUGGAGAAAAAGCGAGUUUGCCGGAUCAUCACCACAGACUUCCCUUUGUAUUUUGUGGUCAUGUCUCGCCUCUGCCAAGACUUUGACAUGAUCGGCCCUGAAGGGGGGUCUCUAAAGAGCAAGCUGGUCCCCAUGGUGCAAGCAACCUUUCCCGAAACUGCUGUAACCAAGAAAGUCAAACUGGCUCUCCAGGCUCAACCUGUGCCAGAUGAACUAGUCACCAAACUUUUGGGUAACCAAGCAACAUUCAGCCCAAUUGUGACCGUGGAACCCCGGCGGAGGAAGUUCCACCGGCCCAUAGGGCUCCGGAUCCCUCUACCUCCUUCUUGGAAAGACAAUCCCCGGGACAGCGGGGAAGGGGACACCACAAGUCUCCGCCUACUCUGCAGUGUCAUUGGAGGAAUAGCACAAGCCCAGUGGGAAGAUAUUACAGGAACUACCAAGUUGGUCUAUGCCAAUGAGUGUGCCAACUUCACCACCAAUGUAUCUGCAAGGUUUUGGUUGUCUGAUUGCCCACGGACAGCUGAGGCUGUGGACUUUGCCACGCUGCUGUACAAAGAGCUGACUGCUGUGCCAUAUAUGGCCAAGUUUGUGGUGUUCGCCAAGAUGAACGAUGCCAGAGAGGGACGGCUACGCUGCUACUGCAUGACGGAUGACAAAGUAGACAAGACCCUAGAGCAACAUGAAAACUUCGUUGAAGUAGCCCGGAGCAGAGACAUUGAGGUGUUGGAAGGAAUGCCCCUCUUUGCAGAGCUCUCCGGGAACCUGGUACCUGUCAAAAAAGCUGCUCAACAACGGAGCUUUCACUUCCAAUCCUUUCGAGAAAACCGUCUUGCCAUACCCGUGAAGGUUAGGGACAGCAGCCGAGAAGCCGGAGGAUCUCUGUCAUUUCUGCGAAAGGCGAUGAAAUAUGAGGACUCUCAACAUAUCCUCUGCCACUUGAACAUCACAAUGCCCCCAUGUACCAAGGUAAGCCAUGCCACUCUGCACCCAGCAUCUCCUUGCUAUGGUCAGGAGGCCCAGAAUGACCUCAGGGAACUGGCUCGCGAGUUGCAGUUUGGCGUGGAGGACAUCAACAGGAUACGUGUGGAGAACCCCAACUCCUUGUUGGAGCAGAGCUCAGCCCUAUUGAACCUCUGGGUCAUCCGGGAAGGCAAAAAUGCCAAGAUGGAAAAUCUUUACACGGCUUUGAGGAACAUUGACCGGAGUGAGAUUGUGAACAUGUUAGAAGGUUCUGGCCGGCAGAGUAGAAGCCUGAAACCAGACAGGAGGUAUCCAGACCGCGACUACUCUUUAUCACCGUCCCAGAUGAAUGGUUAUGCCUCGCUGCAGGAUGAGCUGCUCUCCCCGGCCUCCCUGCACUACACGCUGCCCUCUCCCUUGCGUGUAGAUCAAUAUUGGAACGAGGUGGCCAUCAUUGACGCCAUCCCCAUGGCCCCCACGGAGCACGAUGCCCUGAUGGAAAUGUCGGACAUGCAGGUGUGGUCCUCAGGCCUCACACCUUCCCUGGUCACCGCUGAAGACUCCUCUCUGGAGUGUAGCAAGGCAGAGGACUCUGAUGCCACAGGAGACUGGAGGCUGCCGGGGCCACUCCUGGAAGACCCCCAGGGCCCUGACCAGCUGGGCUCUCUGGAGCUCGUGGAGGACGACACAGUGGAUUCAGAUGCCAUAAAUGGCCUUAUCGAUUUGCUUGACCAGGAGGAAGGUCAGAGGUCAGAAGAGAAUCUGCCAGGUGGUGAGAGACAGGAUGAGUCAGCCGGCAAGGGACAGGAUUCAGAGCAUGAAGUGUCUCUUCUUUCAGGCCAGCAGAGGGUACAAGCCCGAAUAACAGAAUCCCCCACCGUGAGUCGAGUCAUGGAGAAGAGCCAAGACAGAACAAAGGACUGGGACACAGAUGGCUCUAUCAUCUCCUACCUGAAAGAUGCCACACAGAGCUCUUGGCAAGAGGAGGUCACAGGGGGCCCACACUCCAUCGAGAGAACAGUGACCACCAUCUCCUCUGUAAAAGGCCUGGAGCCCAGUGGGUCUCAGGAAUAUGAGAAGAUCCUGGUCCCCACAGUAGAGCACAUGCGGGUCGACUCACUGGAACCAUCAGAGUCUGAGGGCCCCCUAGACGAGAGAGAGCAGAGACCUGUCAUGAGUCACGACUAUGGAAAAUGGAUGGAAGAAACUGAGAGUGCCUUCUCCAGUCUGGUCAAGCCCCAGCCAGCUGGUAUGCAGGGGCUAAAAUUACAGGGCCAUGACGUCACCCUUGGGCCCAGCCUGGAAUGGCUGUGUCGGAGGGCAGAUGCACAGACCCAGGGCCUCUCCAGCUGCAGCGCUCCUCCCUUCCACUGCUUUCCUGAAGCCUCGCACCCCAAAAGAGAACUAGAGGAAGCUCCGAGUGAGCUCAUGAACCCAGGGAGAGAAUGA